Serinus canaria (Common canary) is the source of this 1992-nucleotide messenger RNA. RefSeq names its product ubiquinol-cytochrome-c reductase complex assembly factor 1. Gene Ontology annotation, biological process: mitochondrial respiratory chain complex III assembly. The record is from RefSeq and is a predicted model, not a curated record. Lineage: Eukaryota; Metazoa; Chordata; Aves; Passeriformes; Fringillidae. Bases 33 to 956 code for a protein of 307 amino acids. The transcript is spliced from 10 exons. Gene Ontology annotation, cellular component: mitochondrion.
GGCCCCGCCGGCGGAAGCGGCGCCGGGCACUCAUGGCGGCGCUGGCGCGGGCCCUGAGCUGCCAGGCUGCAGUGACCCAGUGGACAGCAGGGUGCCGUGGGUUGCUGCAGACCCCUGCAGUCCCGGGCCCCUGGAGGUGGAUGCUCUGCAGUGUUUUUGAGAGGCACAAGGCUGGCACCUUCCAACUCUCUAAAUUCUGCAGUGGAUUGAUUCAAGCCAAUGGAGCCAUCACACAGCAGAACAGAUCCUUUUACAAUACAACUAAGCAUCUUUCUGCAAAAGAUUACUUGCUGCCAUCUGACGAAAAAGUGAGUCCUUUUACAAGGAUAAUGGAAGCAAUGGGGUUCACAGGACCACUCAAGUACAGCAGAUGGAAGCUGAAGGUGGCGGCGCUGCGCAUGUACGCGUGCUGCGUGGAGAAAACUGACUUCGAGGAGUUCUUCAACAAGUGCCAAAUGCCUGAUACUUUGAAUUCAUGGUUUCUAGUAGCCCAGCUUCAUGUCUGGAUGUGCCUGGUGCGGCUGAAGCAGGAGGGCCGCACGGGGAAGUACAUGUGCCGCUACAUCGUGCACUGCCUCUGGGAGGAUGUUGAACAGCGUGGGAAGGUGAUGGGGAAGUUUGUUUUUCAGAUUAAUUCUACUAUUCUAAAAGAAGACUUGAAAAGGAUGGCAGAAAAUUUCUAUGCCGCUCUCUUUGGAUAUGAUGAGGGAAUCCUGUGUGAUGAUCGUGUUUUGGCAUCAGCUCUUUGGAGAAACCUCCUUAACAGGAACUGUGAUGACCCUCGGCACCUGGAGCUGCUCGUGGAGUACGUGCGCAAACAGGUGCAGCAUCUGGACGCGCUGAGCGGGGAGGACCUGCUGCUGACGGGCGAGGUGAGCUGGCGGCCGCUGGUGGAGAGCAACGCCCGCAGCAUCCUCAAGCCCCUGGGCCCCGUUUACAACGACGAAGGACUCUGAGAUCCACGUGCCAGAACAGCUUGGGAAGCAUGCCUGCAAUGGGACUGGGCUGAGGCUCUUUGGUUGGGAAGAACAGUUUGCUGUUGGAAGGAAAACAUUUCAUUAGCUCUCCCAUCCGUGGUGCCUCGGUAGCCUCCCGACAGCCGCCCUCCUGAAUCUUCACCUGCAAAUAAAUGCUCAUUGUUUUAAGAACCUCUGUCCUUUUUAUGGACCCAAGUGGCCCUUGCUGACAAAUGGACAGAGCUGCCUUCUGCCUUUAGGAAACCAGGUAUUCACAAUGAUGUAGAGUUCUCUCAGAAAGACGUUUCUGUCCCUUGCCUUGUUUAAAGAGCUGCUGCUCAGAGACACAGUAGUGCCUCUGCUCCCUAAAUGGUUGUAAUUGUAAAUCUGAGCUUUGCAUAUUUAGAUAUUAAGUAUAUAUUUUAAAUGUCAGAUACCAAGAUGGAAUGGUCCAUCUUUGCUUUAGUGGAGUUAAGAAUUGCUUUAACAUUCUGAAGGGUUUUCUGUGAAAAUCCCUUUUAGGAACUCUCCGCUUUGUUGCACAAGGGUGAGAGAAUGCAAAGAAAAAUGCACAGUCCCCAGCAACCCUCUGUGACGUUGGCUGUCUGAGGGAAAUUAAAGGCCCAGUUGUGGCUGGGCUGGCACUAAAAGCUGCCCCAGAACCUGAUGUUCAGUCUGCCUUGCUGAUUCUUCCACAUUCUUUGUAGAAUUGUCUUUUCGGAACUCCUUUAUGAAAAGAACAUCCCUGUUGUGUCCCUGGGACAGGACUCUGCCAUCCUCCAUCCCCCAAAGCAGUGGUCCAGGGGUUUUAGCAAGAUCCUUCAACACCAGUGAAAACUUUCUAUGGCUGUGCAGGCAAAUGGUGCCAAGACAGUAAUUAGGGGAGCAGGAGCUGCACUGAUGAGAUCAGCAGAGGCCGAGGUGCUCUGUGUGGGUGGAUGGUUCACCAGGCUGUUUCCAGGUCAGUGGCAAAAAGAGUUUUUAUUUCUCUCCUGUCCAAAAUCUGAGUCAAUAAUAAAUGUCAGUCUGGGUUAAA